Cyprinus carpio (common carp) is the source of this 915-nucleotide messenger RNA. RefSeq lists its product as uncharacterized. The record is from RefSeq and is a predicted model, not a curated record. Gene Ontology annotation, biological process: regulation of transcription by RNA polymerase II. Lineage: Eukaryota; Metazoa; Chordata; Actinopteri; Cypriniformes; Cyprinidae. Gene Ontology annotation, molecular function: DNA-binding transcription factor activity; RNA polymerase II cis-regulatory region sequence-specific DNA binding.
AUGUUGAGCAUGAAAGCGCAGGUGGAGGUGGUCUGCUGUAAAUCAGUAGGAACUGAUCUGUCCAUGCUGGAUAUUGAGGAUUUCAUCACAGAAAUCUGUCAGCUGAAGAAAGAGGUGGCUUCACUGGAGACAAAGCUGAGAGAAAGAGGAGACAAACUGAACAGAGAGGAUGUGGAGCAGGUUUCAGUGCGUGUGACUGAUGGGACAGAAGCUCAGGAUUCAGUCUGGAGCGUCAGAGAUCAGAGAUCCAGAGACACACAGGACUCAGAGCUCAGCCUCACUUUACUCUGUUAUACUGACGCUCAGGAUCAUGAAUCCACUGAUCAAACCUCUGACUGUAACGCUGGAGAACAGCAGAUGCUGCAGACGCCGCUGAAGAUGUGCUCCGUCAAACUGGUGGACUGCAGGAACCUGAUCGAGAGCAGAGGAGAAGAAACCACCGCAGAGAAAGAACAACAACACACUGAUGAGGAAGAGCAGGAGGAUGAUGAUAAUGAGGAUGAAGAUGAUGAUGAAGAUUUCAUUCCUCCAGAUGACGAAGGCUGUUCAUCUUCUGAUGGAGAGACAGACUUAACAUCAAAAGAGCAGCUGACGGUCAAAAGGUUUUCGUGUCACCUGUGGAAAAACACUGAGUUCAGAGGGCAUUUAGCGAGACACGAGAGAAAACACACAGAACAGAAAGACUUCAGCUGUAGGAGAUGCAAGAUUAGCUUUCCUACUGCAGAAGAGAGGAGACUUCAUUCAAAAGAACACAGCGGGAAGAAGGAGUUUCACUGUGAACAGUGCGGGAAGGUUUUUUUCAUUCAUUCUAGUCUAAAAGUUCACUUGAAGACUCACGGUGAAAAGUCUUUCACUGCAGUGAAUGUGACAAGUAUUUCAGCACCAAACAAUCUCUUCUAGUUCAUAAGCGAAUCC